Messenger RNA from Fulvia fulva, 1374 nucleotides. Its product is annotated as Hydroxymethylglutaryl-CoA synthase. Gene Ontology annotation, molecular function: hydroxymethylglutaryl-CoA synthase activity. The record is from RefSeq and is a predicted model, not a curated record. Lineage: Eukaryota; Fungi; Ascomycota; Dothideomycetes; Mycosphaerellales; Mycosphaerellaceae. Gene Ontology annotation, biological process: acetyl-CoA metabolic process; ergosterol biosynthetic process. The transcript has 3 exons. The coding region runs from base 1 to 1374 and encodes 457 amino acids.
AUGGACAGGCCGCAGAACGUUGGUAUCAAGGCUAUUGAGCUGUACUUUCCCACACAAUGUGUCGACCAGACCGAGCUUGAGAAGUUCGACGGUGUCAGCGCUGGAAAGUACACAAUUGGUCUUGGACAGACCAAGAUGAGCUUCUGUGACGAUCGCGAAGACAUCUACUCCCUGUGCCUCACAACCGUUACCUCCCUCCUCAAGAAGUAUGAGAUCGACCCAAAGAACAUUGGUAGGCUCGAAGUUGGCACAGAGACGCUCCUUGACAAGUCGAAAUCGGUCAAGACUGUCCUUAUGCAGCUUUUCGAGCCCCACGGCAACACGAACAUCGAGGGUGUGGACACAGUCAACGCCUGCUAUGGUGGAACCAACGCGCUUUUUAACACAAUCAACUGGAUGGAGUCCUCGGCAUGGGACGGCCGCAACGCGAUUGUGGUCAUGGGCGACAUUGCACUUUACAAACAGGGCAACGCUCGUCCAACAGGAGGUGCUGGCUGUGUCGCAAUGUUGAUCGGUCCUGAUGCGCCAUUGGCCUUCGAGCCAGGCCUUCGAGGCAGCUUCGUCAAGCACGCAUACGAUUUCUACAAGGCCGAUCUUACCAGCGAGUACCCCAUCGUGGACGGCCAAUACUCCAUCAAGUGCUACACCGAGGCAGUCGACGAGUGCUACAAGGCCUACAACGCAAGAGAAGAGCAGAUCAAGAGCAGAGCGAACGGACACGCGAAUGGCGUACACGAGGCUGAGACACCCCUCGACCGCUUCGACUACAUGUGCUUCCACGCACCUACAUGCAAGCUGGUCUCCAAGAGCUACGCACGUUUGUUGUACAACGACUACCUGAAGAACCCAGAGAACACGAUCUUCGCGGAUGUGCCUGCUGAGGUCAAGGACAUCAAGUACGAACAAUCAAUCACCAACAAGACCAUCGAGAAGACCUUCAUGGGUCUGGCGAAGAAGAGGUUCGCACAGCGCGUGCAACCCUCCGUCCAGGUCCCAACACAAUGCGGUAACAUGUACUGCGCAAGUGUAUACGGCUCGUUGGUGUCCCUCAUCAGCAACGUAUCUUCAGAAGAGCUCCAGGGCAAGCGCGUCACCAUCUUCUCAUACGGGUCUGGUCUCGCAGCAUCCAUGUUCUCGCUCAAGGUCCGCGGCAGCACAGAGACUCUGAAGCAGAAGGUUGACCUCCAAGCGAGGCUGGACGCGCGCAAGGUCGUGGCACCAGAAGUUUACGAUCAGAUGUGCAACCUGCGCGAGAAGGCCCAUCUCAAGAACAACUACACCGCCCAGGGUAAUGUGGAGGAUAUCCGCCCUGGUGUUUACUACCUCACGGAAGUGGACGACAUGUUCCGUCGCGCUUACCGGGUCAAGGACUAG